Messenger RNA from Pichia kudriavzevii, 1161 nucleotides. RefSeq lists its product as uncharacterized. Gene Ontology annotation, cellular component: nucleolus. Gene Ontology annotation, molecular function: RNA binding. The record is from RefSeq and is a predicted model, not a curated record. NCBI's taxonomy places the organism in Eukaryota, Fungi, Ascomycota, Pichiomycetes, Pichiales, Pichiaceae. Gene Ontology annotation, biological process: endonucleolytic cleavage to generate mature 5'-end of SSU-rRNA from (SSU-rRNA, 5.8S rRNA, LSU-rRNA); small-subunit processome assembly; endonucleolytic cleavage in 5'-ETS of tricistronic rRNA transcript (SSU-rRNA, 5.8S rRNA, LSU-rRNA). The transcript has a single exon. The coding region runs from base 1 to 1161 and encodes 386 amino acids.
AUGGCUGUCGAGAAGGAGGAAAAGAAUAUCGUAGCCUUAGUGAGUGAAGAAAAUGACAAUGAUUUUUAUUCAUCUGACGAAGAGUUAGAUAAAGGGUUUUCUUUGAACCAGAAUAAAACAUCAAACGCUAGAACAUAUGACAAAUUUCAAGUUGGCGGCAACGGAGAUGAAGAUGAAGAUGUUAAUGCUAGUGAUAGUGAUGAAAAUGUGAAUGGGAACUAUAAUUUUUCUUCAAAAGAGAGUGAAGCUGUUGAUAUUGAACUUCCUAAGCAAAAAAAGAUGACAAAAUCAUUCAUCGACAGAGCAAACGAAGUUAACCGUGAAGAAGAAGAAGCGGAUGAUGAUAAUGAUGAUGAUGAUCAGUAUUUUGGUUUUUUGAGCGGAGAUGGUAGUCAGGAUGAAGGCGAAGAAGUUACGAGUGAAAAUGCUACUGAUUCGAAAACUCCAAUCACAGAUUCUCAGAAAAAGGAAACUUCUAAGAAGGUGAAGAAGUUAACCGCCAAACAAUUAGAGAAGGAAGAACAAAAGAUUAAAAAAUCAGGUGUGGUCUACCUGUCAUCGUUACCGCCAUACAUGAAACCACAAAAGUUGAGACAUGUCAUGUCUAGGUUUGGUGAGGUUGGUCGUAUUUUCUUAAAACCAGAGGAUCCUAAGAUUUACAAGUCUAGGAUUAAAUCAGGAGGUAACAAGAAGAAGAAAUUUGAAGAAGGGUGGGUUGAAUUUAUAGACAAAGCUAAUGCGAAGCUGGCUGCAACUACACUAAAUGGAAAUAUACUUGGUGGAAAAAAACGCAGCUUUUAUCAUGACGACGUGAUGAAUGUUAAGUAUUUGAAAGGUUUCAAGUGGUUUGAUCUAACAAAUGCAUUGAACAGGGAGGUUGAGGUUCGUGAAAGUAAAAAGCAAGCUGAACUAUCACAAGCACAUAAACUCAAUAAAGCAUUUAUCAAGAACGUUGAAACGAGUAAAGUUGUCACUAGAGUCAAAGAAAGCAAGAAGAGAAAGCUUGAAAGUAACGAUACCAAAGAUGCAGAAUCACCUACUGAAAUACGAAGAAACUUCAAACAAAGAAAUGUGGCUACUAAUAGAGCUAAUGCCGAUAAUUCUAUCAAAAAUACAAAUGAAAAUACCAAGAUCAAAUCUGUGUUAAACAAGAUCUUUUAA